Messenger RNA from Pelecanus crispus (Dalmatian pelican), 433 nucleotides. The record is from RefSeq and is a predicted model, not a curated record. NCBI's taxonomy places the organism in Eukaryota, Metazoa, Chordata, Aves, Pelecaniformes, Pelecanidae.
AUGGGUGGGCUUCCAGGCCUUUGCACCCACCUGGAUUCUCGCUCCAGUGCUACAGGUUUUAGCCUCAAGUGCAUUAAAGAUAAAAAGGUCCCCAUCGGGGUCACCGUGGUCGUAGCGGCGUUGCUUCUCGCCAUCAUCGCGCUGGCGGCCUCUCCCGUCCUUCCCAGCUGCCUGGAAAAGGGGAUCGGGUACAGGGAGAAGUGCUUUUACUUUGUGGAGGACGAAGCGGACUGGAACAGGAGUCAGAUCUCUUUCCUUUCUCUCGGAGCCCAUUUGGCCACCAUCGACACGCAGGAGGAGCUGCGUUUGCUCUUGCGCUAUGGGAGUUCCUUGCACUACUGGGUCGGUCUCCGAAGGGAAGGCUCUGGACCUUGGAAAUGGUUCAACGGGUCUCUCUUCAGCAACGCGUACGUCCCGUCGUCUUCUGGAGAAU